UUUCAGGUGGAGUAUGAGAAGAAGAAGAAGUCGGAGGGGAAGAUGGUGAGAGCCGAGCGACAGGUGGUGUUAGACAUGCUCUUCUCCGCCUUUGAGAAGCACCAGUAUUACAACAUUAAGGACCUAGUGGACAUCACCAGACAACCUGUGACUUACCUCAAAGAAAUCAUGAGGGAAAUCGGGACGUACAACAGCAAGGGAACUCACAAAAGCACAUGGGAACUGAAGCCAGAAUACCGUCACUAUCAUUCUGCUGAGGAAGAGGAGAGGGAGAGUGCCUAGCUUCAUCCAGAUCCUCUGCUCCACAUGACACGUGAGCUUUACAGCUGGAGUGUAACAUUGUUAUUGCUCUCAAUGAGUGUAUUCUGUUUUGUUUUUUUGUGGCUGAAUGUGCAGCUACAUGCCCAGAGUCAACCAUCUUUAGUUCAAAUAUUCUAAAUUCUGUCCUUGUUGAACUUUGUGUUUUACAAAUAUCGUUAAAUCCGAAAGCCCCACUCGCCUUUUAUUUCACGGAACUGUUUAAUUUGAGCAUGAGAGGCUUUGUUUUGUUCAGUUUUUUUUUACCAGCGCAAACAUCUUGUUGUGUCACAGCAGAGAAAGUACAAGUGGAGUCAACGACAACAACAGUGACUCAUUUCCAGCUCUGUAUGAUGUUGUUACGAGAUGCCUCUGUGCAUGACUGUCGAGUUCCAAGAAAAUAAAACACAGUAGACGUG
Molecule: messenger RNA, 716 nt
Organism: Solea senegalensis (Senegalese sole)
Lineage: Eukaryota; Metazoa; Chordata; Actinopteri; Pleuronectiformes; Soleidae
Product: general transcription factor IIF subunit 2-like
Exons: 2
Biological process (GO): transcription initiation at RNA polymerase II promoter; transcription by RNA polymerase II
Cellular component (GO): transcription factor TFIIF complex
Source: RefSeq, a predicted model, not a curated record